Lactuca saligna is the source of this 672-nucleotide messenger RNA. Lineage: Eukaryota; Viridiplantae; Streptophyta; Magnoliopsida; Asterales; Asteraceae. The record is from the annotation of a GenBank genome assembly.
AUGAAGGAGUAUGUGCCACGUAGAAAACCAGGAAGGCCAAGGAGGGGUGGAAAUGGUAUAACAAACAAGGAUGGAGAGGGAACUUCAAAACAAAAGGCAGUUAAGCUUGUAGUGAAAAGAAAGAAGAAGACAAAGAAGGCUGGAGAAGGAUCCUCAAACCAGGAUGGCCAAGGUGGGGUUGAAACUGCAAAUGAUGCAACUGUGCAAGAAGAAAAUGGAACUAUACAGGAAACUGGUGUAGAUGCUAAUGAGAUUGAAGAUCACUUGGAAGCAGACUUAGAAGAGGAUGUUAAUGAGAUUGAAGAUAACUUUCUUGAAGAAAACUUGGACAUGGGUGUAGAUGCUAAUGAGAUUGAAGAUCACUUGGAAGCAGACUUAGAAGAGGAUGUUAAUGAGAUUGAAGAUAACUUGCUUGAAGAAAACUUGGAAAUGGGUGUAGAUGUUAAUGAGAUUGUGCCACCAGUGCAAGAAGUUGCUAUACAAGGUUUGGAUGCUAAUGCUUGGGUUGGUGAAGAUGAUGGGAAUAUUGACUUCAUUGAAGAUACACAAGUUGUUGGGAGGCCUAGGAAAAGAAAGAUUUCUGAGAGAAUUGUGAACAUCAAGCUGAAGAAAGCAGUUUAUGAUAAGGAUGGAAGGGGUUCUAGUAUUAAGAAACCAGUUAAUUUGGAUUAG